AUGCCCCGCAAAGCGAAGAAGCAAACGCGGCUUGCUUUUGCGACAUCAGCCUCUUCUGGACCGUCAACGGAUAAUGGAAAGGAUCGCUACGCUCGUCUUUCAUACCAACAUCCUACGUUGGGGACUGUGCGACUCGAUAUGCCUCGUUCAAAACGCCGCUCACCUUCGCCAGCGCGAGAGAGCUCGCUAAGCUCAAGGUCUCCUCAAAGAAACCCGCCUCCAGGGAAAGACAAGCAAAAGAAGAAACACAAAGAAAAAGAGAAGAAUCGCAAGGGAUCAAGAUUGACGGGUUUGAGUGAGGAUGAGGAGGUCAAAGUGGGAGUCCAAUCGAGCGGAGCCAGAGAUCAGCCGGAAGAAGAGGACAAGCAACAGGAAGACUCUUCGGAAGACGAGAUUGUCGUUACUGGCUCUUCAAAGCGUGCGCGGUAUACGGCCAAUGUUGACUCCAUCGAAACCAAGUCCAUUGGACUUAAAAAGAUGAUAAGCUCGCCGACUCUCCCCUCCAGUUCAACUACGGACGCCAUCAGAAUUGAAUCCUCAGACGGAGAAGGAGAUGAGCAUGAGAUUGUCAAGCCCCGUCGCAGGCUGAAGCGCAAAGCUGACCGCUCCUCGGUCGUUCUAAGUGACUCGGACGAGUCUGACCCCGUGGUUUCCUCACCCGCGAAGAGACAACGUCGCAUUCCACGCGUACAGAGUCCCGAAACACCACACUCUUCAAAAAACCAGGACCAGCAAGAGAUCGAGGAUGAUGUAAGGGAUCUCGAGGACUCAGUCGUCAAACAGACCCGAACACGCGGCGGGGUUUAUGAAUCCGCGAGGCACAAGAAGCUCAAGCUUCUGGAAACCCUUCGUCGUCGGCGCGCUGGGCAAAAAGUAUCAGACGACGAGGAAUCAGAAUCCGAUGCUGGCGAUGAAGUCGAAGAUGAAGCGCCGCGAUCAAGUCCGACGAGGCAAUUCUUCGGCAGACAGCUCAACUACGACGAUGACAGUGACGUGGAAUCAGAGAUAGACGCAAAUGAGGAUCUAGAUCGGUACGACGAUGAUUUUGUGCUGGAAGAUAAUGAGCUUGGGGUCCCGACCGAAGAAAUUCCACUUGAGUUCACUCGGCAUGCAUACAAGCAGCCCAGGGAAUACUUCCGCGACGUGAUCGGCUGGAUGGUGCACAAUUGCAUCAAUCCUGCUUUCCCUCGUGACGAUGCCAUGUAUCGCAUUGCUUUUCAAAAGCUAGGUGAUGAAGUCAAAGGCCGCGCUGGAUCGUCGCUGAUCUCAUCAGCGUGGACACCCAAGUUUCGUCAAGUCCUCCUCGCCAGGCCUCAUCUUGAAAUUACCCGAUUCCCUACAUCUAUGAUGCAUUCAUGCGAUGCCUGCAACCGAUCUGGCCACCCUGCAUCUUCUGAUUUGAAGUUCUACGGCAAGGCUUACUCCGAAGAGACCCUGGAGCCACUCAGUGAUGACAGCAGCAGCGACGAUCUUUCCGAUUCCAACGACGAAGAGAGCAGAAACGAGUCUGACCUCGAGCGUGAUCGCGACGGGAAUAUCCUGCCCGACGAGAAUACGCGGUUUUACCUAGGGAAGACAUGCCGUGCAAACGCCUAUAUGGCCCAUCUUCUCACCCACUGGAAAUUCCAACUCAACGAAUGGGUAGUCGACUACCUUCGACGAAUGGGCCACAUGGAGGACUCUGAGAUUCUGCGCCGCGCAAAUAUAAGUCAGAAACGAAGCACGCGCCACGCGAUCGAAGUGUGCAAGAAGAUGGAAGAAGACGGAGAAAUUGAGAGGCUAUACCGUGACUUUCACAUUCAUCUGAAAACCGCACGCGAAAAGACUUCUACUAUGGAACUCUUACAAAAUAUGGAUUGA
Penicillium oxalicum is the source of this 1860-nucleotide messenger RNA. RefSeq lists its product as uncharacterized. Bases 1 to 1860 code for a protein of 619 amino acids. Gene Ontology annotation, cellular component: nucleus. NCBI's taxonomy places the organism in Eukaryota, Fungi, Ascomycota, Eurotiomycetes, Eurotiales, Aspergillaceae. The record is from RefSeq and is a predicted model, not a curated record. The transcript is spliced from 5 exons.